UUGUCGUCGCCGCCAUCGCCGUUCUACAGCUGCCGCCAUGCCGCACCUCCAGCCCCCGCGCCCCCACCCCCACCCCACCUCCCGCCUCUCGCGCGCGUCGCGUCCGUCGCCGUUCCCGUUCUUCCCCGCCGGGACAUCGCGCUCCGGCCGUCUCCACCCCGUCCCAGCCUCCGGCCACUCGGGGUCUCGAGGUACGAGGGUUAGUAAAGGAAAGUUUGCAGUUGCAGCCGUCACUCUAGAUGAUUAUCUUCCGAUGCGAAGUACUGAAGUGAAAAAUCGGACAUCAACAGAUGGAAUCAAAAGCCUCAGACUAAUCACAGCGGUCAAAACCCCCUAUUUGCCAGAUGGAAGAUUUGAUCUUGAAGCAUACGAUUCUCUGAUAAACACGCAAAUAAAUGGCGGUGCAGAAGGUGUAAUAGUGGGAGGAACAACAGGAGAAGGUCACCUUAUGAGCUGGGAUGAGCACAUCAUGCUCAUCGGGCAUACUGUUAACUGCUUUGGAGCCAACAUUAAAGUGAUAGGCAACACGGGAAGUAACUCAACCAGAGAAGCUGUUCACGCGACAGAGCAGGGAUUUGCUGUUGGCAUGCAUGCAGCUCUCCAUGUCAAUCCUUACUACGGGAAGACCUCAACUGAAGGCUUGAUCUCUCAUUUCAAGGAAGUCCUCCCGAUGGGCCCAACAAUCAUUUACAAUGUGCCAUCCAGGACCAGUCAAGACAUACCUCCUCCAGUCAUUGAGGCGCUUUCAUGUUACUCAAACAUGGCAGGAGUGAAAGAAUGCGUUGGGCAUGAGCGGGUUAAGUGCUACACUGAUAAAGGCAUAACAAUAUGGAGCGGUAACGAUGACGAAUGCCACGACUCAAGGUGGAAGUACGGCGCUACUGGAGUCAUUUCUGUGGCGAGCAAUCUUGUUCCCGGUCUCAUGCACAGCCUCAUGUUUGAAGGGGAGAAUGCGGCGCUAAAUGAGAAGCUGCUGCCUCUGAUGAAAUGGCUGUUCUGCGAGCCUAACCCGAUCGGUCUCAACACCGCCCUGGCUCAGCUCGGUGUAGUGAGGCCUGUUUUCAGGUUGCCAUACACUCCCCUCCCUCUUGAGAAGAGGGUUGAGUUUGUCCGGAUUGUCGAAGCCAUUGGACGGGAGAACUUUGUGGGACAGAAGGAGGCCCAGGUUCUGGAUGACGAUGAUUUCGUGUUGAUCAGCAGGUAUUGAAUAAGUGUGUGAGUUCUUUGUGUCCAGUGUAUGCUGACGAACAGCGGUAGUGUCGCAGUGUCGUUUGCGGAUGGUUUUAGACGCUUCGUUUGUUCACCAGUCAUUUGUUGAUCUUUUUCUCUGACUGAAUGUUAAUUUGGAACCCGUUUGGUUUCUUGGCACCUUGUGAUACCAGUUCCAGUAAGAAAUGAGAAUAGCCUGAGACAUGUA
Molecule: messenger RNA, 1417 nt
Organism: Aegilops tauschii subsp. strangulata
Lineage: Eukaryota; Viridiplantae; Streptophyta; Magnoliopsida; Poales; Poaceae
Source: RefSeq, a predicted model, not a curated record